This is a messenger RNA of Helobdella robusta, 1719 nucleotides long. RefSeq lists its product as hypothetical. Gene Ontology annotation, biological process: protein N-linked glycosylation. NCBI's taxonomy places the organism in Eukaryota, Metazoa, Annelida, Clitellata, Rhynchobdellida, Glossiphoniidae. The transcript has 13 exons. The annotation marks the transcript as partial. Gene Ontology annotation, cellular component: endoplasmic reticulum membrane. The record is from RefSeq and is a predicted model, not a curated record. Gene Ontology annotation, molecular function: alpha-1,2-mannosyltransferase activity.
UGGAGUCCUUCAUUGCACACUGCAUUCAAAGUUCUCCUGUCUGCUCGACUCAGUUCAGCCAUUUGGAGCAACAUCUCUGAUUGCGAUGAGACCUACAAUUAUUGGGAACCUACCCACUUUUUACUGCACAAUUACGGAUUUCAAACGUGGGAAUACUCUCCUGCCUAUGCAAUCAGAUCAUAUGCUUAUCUCUGGCUCUAUGCUUGGCCUCUUAAACUAAUUGAACAUUUUUUAAAAUAUGACAAGGUAGUGCAGUUCAUUGUCUUGAGGUGUUUCCUGGCAAUCGUUUGUGUCAUCUGUGAAACUUUCUUCUACAAAUCCAUCCAGUAUAAAUAUGGCAACAACAUAAGCAGAUUAUGCCUCCUGGUAAUGAUGUUUAGCCCAGGAAUGUUCAUAUCAUCAACUGCUUUCCUGCCUAGCUCGUUCACCAUGUACACGACCAUGUUGUCGUGGUCUUGUUGGUGGUGCUUCCAUUCAUAUGCACUCUCCAUAUUCUUCGUUGCUUUUGGCUCUCUGCUAGGCUGGCCUUUUGCAGUUGCAUUGGGUGUGCCAAUUGCGUUUGAUAUGGUAUUUCUUCAGAGAAAAGUUUUGAAAUUUGUCUUUUGGUCCAUAGUAGCUUUGAUUCUUUGUCUGACUCCUUUGAUCCUAAUUGAUUCAUAUUACUAUGGCAAGUUGGUUGUGGCUCCAUUCAACAUAAUUCUGUACAAUGUAUUCAGUGAACAUGGCCCUGAUCUGUAUGGUGUUGAGCCCUGGACUUUCUACUUUUUCAAUUCCUUCUUAAAUUUCAACUUUGCAUUUCCUCUGGCCUUAAUUUCUCUGCCUAUUUUGGUUGGUGAACUUUUUUAUUUAAUAACUUUAAAAAAUUAUCAAGCUUUUAAUUUGUUGACAUUUUUUCAUACAUCAAUACUAGGCAUGUACAUCUGGAUUGCUGUCUUUUUCACCAGACCUCAUAAAGAAGAACGAUUUCUUUUUCCAAUGUAUCCUUUGAUAUGUCUGUGUGCUGCUAUUACAAUUGACUACAUUCAGGUCAGUGCUUCUUUUAAUACAAUAUUAAGUUGCUUACUGUUAUUAUUUUUCUUUCGCGCUUUCAAGAAUAUUUUCCCUUCACAAUGGUUUGCAGUUGGCUUUCAGAUUCUUCUUUUUGUCGUUAUUUUAUUAAUAAUUUUGUUUUUUAACAAAGGUUAUCAUGCUCCUCUGAAAAUUUAUUCAAAUUUGAACAAGUUGUUACUGGAAAAUAAAUUUACAUGGAUUAGCAAGCAUGGUGACAAAAAAACAAGCAAUCAAAAUAUACUCAAUAUUUGUGUUGGCAAGGAAUGGUACCGAUUUCCCAGUCACUUUUUUCUUCCUAACAACUCUCGUUUGAAAUUUUUAAAAUCGGAAUUCAAGGGACAAUUACCUAACGAAUAUUCAACAGACGCGAAUGCAACAAUGAUUAUCCCUACUAACAUGAACGAUAUGAAUUUAGAAGAAGUCGAUAGAUAUGUGCAGUUAUCAGCAUGUCAUUUCUUAAUUGAUGUAGACAAUAAUAAAAAUACCAAGUUAGAACCCAAUUACGCAAAAGCUACUGACAGAUGGAAAAUAAUAUUCAGCGAAUCGUUCCUGGAUUCUGCAAAAUCAGACGCAUUAUUCAGGGCAUUUUACAUUCCCUUCAUCUCCGGUCGACGUGUGACGUACAAUAAUUACGUUGCUCUUAUGUCAACUAUGCUUAGGAGAUUAUAA